This is a messenger RNA of Lactuca virosa, 585 nucleotides long. The record is from the annotation of a GenBank genome assembly. Lineage: Eukaryota; Viridiplantae; Streptophyta; Magnoliopsida; Asterales; Asteraceae.
AUGGACAAGAUCGGGUGUUAUGAAUUUAUCGAAAGGUUCACCGGGAGAAAGUUUUGCGAAGCUCUAUUACUAACUUACUGCCACCAGAUAUUCAUUUUCCCAAAGGAAUGGUUGGAAGAACACAAAGAAGAGGUAGUUGAUAACAUAGUGGAAGAAGUUCUUGAUGGUGCAGGACUACUUAAAGAAAUUGAGACAUGCCAUUUGGAUGAUGAGGAUGAAAAUGAAAAUGAAGAUGAGGAUAAGGAUGAGGAUGAGGAUGACCAUGGGGCUGAGGAUGUGGAUGCUGAUGAAGAUGAGGAUAACCAUAACAUCCCUCAUUUUAUCAAAAAGGAUAAUGGACCUGAUGUCGAAAUGGGUGACAAUGCAGCUUUAGGGGGCCCUUUGGAAGAAGCCAUGGAUGAGGAUGAAGAUGUUUAUCCUCAGUUACCAAACUUUUUCAUUGAAAAGCUUCACUGGAAGGAACAGGAACUUGUGUUAGUUGAGCCACAAACUGAUGAAGUUAUGAGGGUAAACGAAUCUGAGCAAGUGGUGAGGUAUAUGAAGCUGAGGAACUGGUUAGGGUUAAUCAAGUUGUUAGUCAAGUGA